AUGGUUGGUUCUAAGCGAAAACCCGGCAGUGAAAAAUGCUCAGAAGAAACCAUUAACAAGUGCAUUUCGAGCAUACGGAAGGGUGCAAUGACGUUGUACAAGGCCUGCAAAAUGUACGGAAGUCCUAUGUCCACAAUUCGAUACCGAAUAAGUGGCCGUAAAUGGUUUGGUGCUUUUUUAAGAAGAAAUCCUGGUCUUUCACUGCGUAAGCCGGAAGCGGUAACGACGGCCAGUAGUCGAGUCAGUAAAGAAGAUAUCCGUGGAUGGUUCACCAUGACUAAAGAUUGGUUACUGGAAAAUGGAUUCUUUGAUAUUAUGGAAGACCCAACUAGGAUCUACAAUGGCGAUGAAACUUCCUUCUAUCUUCAUCCAAAAACGAAAGAAGUUAUUGCUCGAACUGGGUCUCGUAACGUCUAUGAAGUACAACAAGCUCCUGGGAAACAAAAUGUUACGGUAAUGUUCUCCUUCAGUGCGGCCGGUGCGGUAGUUACUCCUCAAGUAAUCCUACCCGGAAAACGAAGGCGUAAAGAAGUAGCAGAAGGUUUUCCAAGCGAGUGGGCUAUAGGACUUAGUGAUUGUGGCUGGAUGGAUGUUGAUAAUUAUCGGUUUUACACCAAAAAAGUGUUUCAUCCCUUUCUUGUGCAGCAAGCUGUCAAAUUUCCCGUGGUUUUCUUUGUGGACGGCCACGCUUCCCAUAAAGCAAUGGAGGUCAAGAGUUGGAUAGGCAAGAUGGACGAAGUGGAACAAUAA
Messenger RNA from Topomyia yanbarensis, 750 nucleotides. RefSeq lists its product as uncharacterized. The record is from RefSeq and is a predicted model, not a curated record. The coding region runs from base 1 to 750 and encodes 249 amino acids. The transcript has 3 exons. Lineage: Eukaryota; Metazoa; Arthropoda; Insecta; Diptera; Culicidae. Gene Ontology annotation, molecular function: DNA binding.